AAUAUGCGGCAUAUUUUUUAUUCAACUGCACAGAUAAUUUGUGUGUGAAUUCUACUGGGUAUAACAUGAUGAUGAUGUAUUAUUGUCGCUUUAUAUGUAUGAUAACAUCCUCGUUAGCCUAUCUAACAUUACUGUAGAUAUUGUUUGACUUUUUAUGUAUUGUGUUGUACUGCUUACAGGUGUAUACUGUACUGUGCCGUAUGCAGGUCCUUUGAUUGCGCGGUAUACAGAUUGUGAUAGCGAUCGUGUUAGGGGCAAUUCGAUUCGUUUAACGCUGGCGCUAUUUUAUUCUAUUCAUCUCCAUCGUUGCUUAAAUUCGGCGUUUGUUGUGACUGCGUGAGAACGGGCACAAUUUUCCGCAUUAGAAAUUGUCAGAAAAAUUAACGGUUAAAAAUCCUUAAUCAUCACAGCCGGUGCCGACAAUGUCGAUAAGCUACCUCGGCACCGAUGAUUAUUAGUGGUUAAUGUCAGGUCAUGCUCAUCAGAUUCGACGAUAUCCUACUGUCCAAAUGAUUGUCAUUGUAGCAGAGUGACGGCAAACUUUGCCCCACGAAGAGUUUACUGUCAAUCUGUUCAAAAAAGAGCAGUUUUUCCAACUUCGCUCUUCCUGAUACUAAGAAAUGUUAAAUCUUUACCAUCUAAAUGCUUAUCUUUUCCGGUCGGUAUUAUUUAUAUGGAUCAGUUUAAUUGUUACUCCCGUUUUCGGUACCAAUCGGUAUUAUGGAACAUAUCUUUCAUACGGAUCUGGGGAUACGAUAAUACAAACUUUCCAUGCGCAUUCGGGAAAAGAAGCUCCAGAUCGAAAGUGGCAUGUGGAAUGUCUUGAUGGAGAAGCUAUUGUCGGAAUACAAGAUUGGGUCAAUGACUUUCAGAAAAUUGAAGCCGUUUGGUGCAAAUUUAUGUUUCCAUACAAACCGCCCACAAACGGAAUGUACCCUUAUUAUCCUAUAUGCUUCCUCAGAAAUUACACGUCCCAAUUUUUUUGCUUCAAUCCUCAGCACAUUCAACUCAGUGUGAAUUCGUUUAUUACAGGAUUCUGGGACAACGAAUUGCAGUUUCUGGUGUUCCGAAAGGGAUUGGAUGAUAGUCAGUUGUAUAAAUGCUGCAGAGUGCCACCGGGAUAUUAUAUUGAUUACACCAGUUGCUACUACAUGCCAACGCAUGACCAGUACUGGGAAUACUACGAUUCUUUACAACAUAUCAUUGUCUACUGCGCUAGCGGCUAUGUUAUGACGGGUUUAUCGAAGAAGAUCAACCCAUACGAUGCUGAGUGGCAUAUAGAAUGGAUACAGUGCUGCCGAAUUGGGUUUGGUGGAGCUGGUAGAAUUCCCCCGCCAACACGUAUUCAGCGCUCGGUAGACGCGGAAGACGAAGAUAUCGAUCUUUAUCAGGACGCGCUAGCUUCACUUCAGAUUCCAAAGAACUAUUCUGCUUUUUUCCGGCAACCCACCAGUAAACUGCUAACUGAAUCGAACAGAUUUGACGGUUUUAGCACAUCGGCACCUGUUAUUUUGUAAAAUGUUAACGUUUUUGUUCGACUGCUUGUUCCUACAUUUUGUUAAUUCUGUAGUGUACGUGCUUCUAGUACAUUUUAUUUCGAAAUGUGUGAAUUCGUAAUGGACUAUGAUACCUACCCUACUAUUUGUUCAUAUUUUUCGUAUUUUUAUGGGUAUCAGAAGCUCAGAAU
Messenger RNA from Paramacrobiotus metropolitanus, 1687 nucleotides. RefSeq lists its product as uncharacterized. Lineage: Eukaryota; Metazoa; Tardigrada; Eutardigrada; Parachela; Macrobiotidae. The transcript is spliced from 10 exons. The coding region runs from base 621 to 1517 and encodes 298 amino acids. The record is from RefSeq and is a predicted model, not a curated record.